ACUAAUUUGAGGGAAUCUAUUUCUAUAAAACCUCUGAAAUUAGUUUGAGGAACCAUUUCUAACAUCACCUUUAUUAUCAAAUGAAGUUCUGCUGCAGGGCACAGGGCACCCCUGAAGGAAGGCCUGGCGAAGUCUCAGAAGUGCAUCAGCGUAAACAGUUUUGCCACUGGCCCUGUAAAUGCCCUCAUCAGGAGCCCAGUUGCCCUCCUGGAGUGAGCCUGGUGAGGGAUGGCUGCGGAUGCUGUAAAAUCUGUGCCAAGCAACCAGGGGACACCUGCAAUGAAGCCGACCUCUGCGACCCACACAAAGGGCUGUACUGUGACUACUCAGCAGACAGGCCUAGGUACGAGACUGGAGUGUGUGCAUACCUCGUAGCUGUGGGAUGCGAGUUCAACAGGGUUCAUUACCAUAAUGGCCAGGAGUUUCAGCCCAAUCCCCUAUUUAGCUGCCUCUGUGUCAGCGGGGCCAUUGGAUGCACUCCUCUGUUCAUACCAAAGCUGGCUGACACUCACUGCUCUGGGGCUAAAGGUGGAAAGAAGUCUGAUCAAUCAAAGUGUGGCCUGGGACCAUUACAACAGCAGCUCUCAACAAGCUACAAAGCAAUGCCAGCUUAUAGGAAUCUCCCACUUAUUUGGAAAAGAAAAUGUCUUGUGCAAGCAACAAAAUGGACCCCUUGUUCCAGAACAUGUGGGAUGGGAAUAUCUAAUAGGGUAACCAAUGAAAACAGCAACUGUGAAAUGAGAAAAGAGAAAAGACUGUGUUAUAUUCAGCCUUGUGACAGUAAUAUAUCAAAGACAAUAAAGAUCCCCAAAGGAAAAACGUGCCAACCUACUUUCCAACUCUCCAAAGCUGAAAAAUUUGUCUUUUCUGGAUGCACAAGCACUCACAGUUAUAAACCCACUUUCUGUGGAGUAUGCUUGGAUAAGAGAUGCUGUGUCCCUAAUAAGUCUAAAAUGAUUACCGUUCAAUUUGAUUGCCCAAAUGAAGGGUCAUUUAAAUGGAGGAUGCUGUGGAUUACAUCUUGUGUAUGUCAGAGAAACUGCAGAGAUCCAGGGGAUAUAUUUUCUGAGCUUGAGAUCCUAUAAAACCAAGCACACGGGGGAAAAGUUAAGGUCAGUCAAUCAUGUCAUUAUAUCACAAAAUUAAAAUGGUUUUAAAAGGUUGGCAAAUCUGCCUUAUUGACUUAAAACAGUAAGAAUGCCUAGCUAUUCUCAGAUGACUGUA
Diceros bicornis minor is the source of this 1224-nucleotide messenger RNA. It is a transcript of the gene CCN6, whose product is annotated as cellular communication network factor 6. Gene Ontology annotation, molecular function: integrin binding; heparin binding. The coding region runs from base 81 to 1085 and encodes 334 amino acids. Lineage: Eukaryota; Metazoa; Chordata; Mammalia; Perissodactyla; Rhinocerotidae. Gene Ontology annotation, cellular component: extracellular region; extracellular matrix. The record is from RefSeq and is a predicted model, not a curated record. Gene Ontology annotation, biological process: cell adhesion; signal transduction. The transcript has 4 exons.